Somion occarium is the source of this 1134-nucleotide messenger RNA. The record is from the annotation of a GenBank genome assembly. Lineage: Eukaryota; Fungi; Basidiomycota; Agaricomycetes; Polyporales; Cerrenaceae.
AUCGUUCUAACUUCUCAGCUGCUCGAUUCACCGCAAUCCAACUCACUGUGCUUGCUUUCCAUGGACGACGAUAUAUAUGAAACACUAGUGGAGGAUCCUACCUUCUCUCCUGACUGGUCUACGCUGUCACGUCGCCACGAGCUUCAUAGUGCUACAUACGAAAUAUCUGCCGAUUUUGCGUCUUCUGAAUCGCCUCUUCGUCUGUUGUUCUUUUAUGGCACCCUGUCUCUUCCUCAUGUGCUCAAGCGUGUACUUUCGCUGACGAAUACACCGCCAUUACAAUCCGCCUUCGUCUUUGGAUAUUCUGUCAAAAUGUGGGGUCCGUAUCCAGCUCUAGUGCAGUUGAAGGAAAGCGAUGAUGAAGCAACGGAUAAAGAACCUGUAGAAGGGAAAGCAUUCUGGGCCAGCGAGGAACAAAUACGGCUUCUGACGCAACACGAAGGCGAGAACUACGCUUUGGCUCCAAUUGCCGUCCACAUUGGUCAAACUGUGACAUCCGGCUACACUUUCGUAUGGUGUGGGUAUCCGGAAGAAGUUGAUGAAGGGGCGUUUGAUCCAUCCCUCUUUCCUGAGACAUGAGAAAAGACUCCUUCCGGCCGUUCUUACGCAGAUAUUGUUACGGACGCCGCAUAUCUGACAUCGACAAUCCUUCGUGUGGUUUGCAGCUCUGUCUGAAGCUGUAUUGCUUUUUUCCUGCACACGUCAGGCUAGAUCUUUCUGUAUCUUCGCACUUCCCCCGGCACACUUUCCUAUGAGAGCCCGGGGAAUAUGAAAGAAGUUGCUUCAUCUCGGCUCCAUGCUCCGUAGUCCUCUUCGGAUGGGGAACGUCAUUCGAUGUUGAUGGGGCACCACUUCCUGAUAUCUAUUCAUGAACAUCGACCAAUGGACUGCGUUUGGGCUAGUGAUCUUGCUUAUAGACCGACGUCGCGCUAUUCGUUCACGCCUCUGGUUUCCCAUCCGCUUCAUACUCACAGCAGUCCAUUAUUGGAACGGAACGCCAAUCAUCAGGUCGCUGUGAAAGAUAGACGUCGAUAGACGUAGUAGACGGGUUGCAUGUACAGAUGGUGACGAUAAUGGUCAUCUGAUAAUGCAGACGCUUCUUAGGGGUUGCUAUAUAAUCUGUCGGCUGGCUCU